AUGACCUCUCAAACUCAGCGUGUCCGAGGCUUGGCGUUCGAUGAAACGCAAGACCCUGCGAGGACUCGACCGCAGCCAACCCCGGAGACGCACCAUUGCACGUCGUCCACGAAUCUCCAUCCAGCAAUGAAUUCCACUGACUGUGAACUAUCACUACAGUCUUCGCACUUCUCGCAUUAUUCCCAUUCGAGCGGGGAUUCCUUGGAUCCCGAGGAGGAAGAAGUAGCGCCGCAUCUUUCGUCGAUCGAAGUAACAGCUACUCCUUACGCCUUACCAUCCAACCUUUCCACGCAUCGUCACAAACGUCGACGUGCCACGCCUUUCAAGUGCAAUAAUGAGAACCAAUGCGAACGCCAAACUGAUUCGAUUGGUGGAACAUCUCGUAAUGCUUCUGAAGAUGCGAUUCAAGGGAUUUCGCUUUUUCAAAAGGGAGGUCGUCCACGGAACCCUAAGAGCAGCCGACAAGAUCGUUGGGCCCCGAUGGAUUUGACUCAGCUAGAACCUUGGAAAUCUAUCCGACAACUCGAUCCUCUUGCGCAGAUCGAAUACUACUGGGCCCAUCUUUACGGGAACGACUCACACGAAGCCUUUGGCGAUACUAGCAACUCGAUGGCUGGAUGUUCGGGAGCUUGGUCCGCACAGCGUUUACCGCCAACGAAAGGAUGCUUGGUAACUUCCGCAGACGAUCUCAGUAAGAGACCGCAGGUAGAAAACACAAUCGCUGCAAGGACGGAAACAAAUUAUGACACACCUCUGCGAAACGGCUUCCAAUCUUUGCGCUACACUACACCCAAAUCGUCGCCAGACGAUAAGCCCAAAAGAACAGUCAGUCACAAUCGCAAAGUACAAUUCGGUUCCAUUCAAGCCGUUGUCUACUACGUUGACGAUCCACCUCCAGUGUGGACGGAAAUCCCCGAGGACGAGGCCUCCAGAAAAUACUCGUUGGACCCACCGGAACCGGACAACAAUGCCGAGGAGCUUACGCAAGAAACCAAAGACAACGCCGCAGUCCUGGCUGAAUGGGAUGAUGAUUGGGAUAAUGUGGCCGUCUUUGAAGAUGCCAAGGAUGACGAGGAGGAACUGAUGUUUUCUCUGCCAGCACCGCCUUCUCGCAAAACCAAUCGGCGUCGUUCCAGUAUUUUUUCUCCUUCAGGCACGGCCAUUAAUCUUUUAGAAUGUCUUCCAGAGCAGGUUGAGUAUCCAGAAAACAAGGUUGUCAGCGAAUCGCCGGAGCAGGCCUUGAUUGAUUCACCGGAAAUGUUAGGUUUGCAGGGACUGACAAAUCUUUCCGUCCAGUCACCCCCUGUGGUAGAAAUUGCAGAGUGUACUCACUCCUCCCCCGAAGACGAUUCAAGCUCCCCUAGCGAUCUUAUGAAAUCGUUCAAUAAAUCUCCCAACGAUGUGCGCGAUGUUCGUGAAACGGCGGUAUGUCUAGCGAAUUUGAAGAGUCCUUCAGCGACAAACAUAUGGCAAAGCGUCCUCGACGCACCUUCACAUGUUGACUUUGUCUAUUCGAUCAUUGACCCUCAAACUGCUCUACGUAAUUUGUCCCGACUCGACAACUCCAACACAACGAGCCCGAAAAAGGAUAGCCUUGAUUGGAUGGACGCGCUCUCUAAUUCGUUCACUUGUAUCAAAGAUAUACUAAAGUUUGUUACUGAGGAAUUCCAAGCCGAAAGCUCAAAUCAGAAUUUUCAAAGGAACCAUGAUGACCUUUGUCUUUCCGACCAAAGACACGGAUUGCCUGGAUAUCUCAAAAGACAAUAUGAAAAAGAGGUGUUGGAAUUCGAGACUCGUAUUCUGGAUACAAUCCUAUUACAGUCAAAAGGACUCCACAGAGAAAUUGUUGCUUGCGCCGGCGAAAUUUCCACUUGUACAAGUAAGCUUUUGCACUUCGAACUAAGUGGGAGCCAGCGAGUUCUCGACAAAUGUCGUCAGGCCGUCGAACAGCUAGAGACAAGGCUGCAAGACGCCAAAGAUUACGCCAGGGAAAUGCGUCGUCAGAAUUUAGUUGCCGAUCUUGUUUUCGCUAAAGAAAUAGCUUCAAAGGUGGGCGUUCAAGACCAUCUCACUCCUUUUAGAAUCAAAUGGGCUCCAAAUCAGGGGACUACCGGUCCUUGUCGCUGCGAGUUCGCUAGUGUCGUAACCGGGACACAGCUGUCUGUUUUCACUGAUACACAAUUCGAGGUAAACGAUGUCCGCGUUGAGAUAUUUCCUACAUUGCAGAGCUUUAGAAGCGUCCCUUCAGAUUCGACGGCUGCCAGGUUGUAUGAGGCUCUCGCACAGGAGCAUGCCAACGUUUUCUCAAGAUCCAACGGUAUAGCAAUGUGGGACGCAAUCGACACCCUAGAGCACAUCGGCAUCUUUCAGCAGCGACUCAAUCAGGUAGUGCUGGAAGUGUAUGCUAUUUCCCGAGUGUAUCAGGUUACAAUGAAGUCGGUGGGAAAUCGCCAUAUGAUCAGUGUAGAGCUUCCCGGAACGGCAUCUAUCCACAUUGUGUAUUUGUCUACACGCCCUAGAUGCAUUGCUUAUUCGCUGCCUUCAGCUAUCCGAGUGCUACGCAAUGGCGAUGUUGUAGACAACCUUCCCAAGAUCUUUGCACUUGCCGUGUCCGAGUGCAGCGUGGAACUCUGUGGGCGCCUGCUCCAGCGUUUGUGCGACUCUCAGUCAGUCGUUGUUUAGGUACUCCGACUGCACGUCUACGUCUGUUUCCGCGACACACUAGAGUUGACCAAACAAAGAUAGUCAUUUCUUCUCCACUUGUCCAAGAAGCUCGAUCCAGUUUCAUUUGACUGAGAAAACAGGAA
Molecule: messenger RNA, 2807 nt
Organism: Phaeodactylum tricornutum CCAP 1055/1
Lineage: Eukaryota; Bacillariophyta; Bacillariophyceae; Surirellales; Neidiaceae
Exons: 3
Coding region: 1-2682 (893 amino acids)
Source: RefSeq, a predicted model, not a curated record